Messenger RNA from Camellia sinensis, 663 nucleotides. NCBI's taxonomy places the organism in Eukaryota, Viridiplantae, Streptophyta, Magnoliopsida, Ericales, Theaceae. The record is from RefSeq and is a predicted model, not a curated record.
AUGAGACAGCGUAGAUGGUUGGAAUUAAUUAAGGAUUAUGACUUGCAAAUCUUGUACCAUCUAGGGAAAACUAAUACCGUUGCCGAUGCCCUCAGUCGGAAAUCAAUUAGAAGCUUGGCUUGUUUACUUACCGGACAAAGGGCACUGCUACAUGAUUUGGAAAGAUUUGAAAUUAAUGUUGUGUUGCGUGAACAAGGAGGGAUUUUAGUUGCUAUCUCUGCACAGCUGGUAAUACUUGAGGAGAUCAAAGAAAAACAAUUACAAGAUGAAUUCCUGAAGAAAGUUAUGGAGGAAAGGGACUCCAAACCGAGACUGGGUUUCAUUCUUGAGAAUGAUGUAUUAAAAUUUCAAGGAAGGCUUUGUGUACCGAAUGAUGUUGAAUUAAAGAAACAAAUUAUGUCAAAACAGAACAUCAACGACCUGCAGGAUUACUCUAACCAUUACCAAUACCGGAGUGGAAAUGGGAACAUAUUGCAAUGGAUUUCGUCGCUGGACUGCCUCGCUCCAAAAGAGGAAUACCUUUGGGAUCCACUUUAUGUCCUUGGGCCUACCCAUGUGCUUUUGACUGAAGAUUACACUUAUGAGGAACAACCUAUUUGGAUUGUUAACCACCGGAUCAAAAAGUUAAGGAACAAGGAAAUCCCAUUGGUAAAAGUAGAGUAG